AUGAACCGUUUGCGCGCUUGUUUUAGAUCAAUUGGACAUCUCCGACAUUCAUCUGCCUUCACAACUCCCAGUCUCUCCGCUUACCCCACCCCUUUCGCUUCAACAGUCAACCGAGCUUCUAUCCAACGCACCAUGGCUUCCGCAAUCGCAAAGCGCCUUGAGGGCAAGACUGUCCUCGUCACCGGUGCUUCUUCCGGAAUCGGCAAGAGCACUGCGAAGGAAUUCGCCCGCUCGUCUCCAAAGAACUUGAAGCUCAUUCUGACUGCGCGUCGCAUUGAUACAUUGAAGGAGGUCGCCGAAGAGAUCAAGCAGGAAGUUGGCGACGGUGUCCAGGUUCUCCCCGUGAAGCUAGAUGUCAGCAACCCAGAGGAAAUCAACAACUUUGUUCCCUCCCUGCCGGAAGAGUUCAAGCAGAUUGAUGUCCUGGUCAACAACGCUGGUUUGGUCAAGGGUGUUGCACAGGCACCGGGCAUUGCUGCUGAGGACCUGAAGGUCAUGUUUGACACCAACGUUACCGGUCUCAUCAACAUGACCCAGGCAAUCCUGCCCAUUUUCAAGGCGCGCUCUGAGGGUGGCCGUGGUGACAUUAUUAAUAUCGGCUCCAUUGCCGGCCGCGAGCCUUACCCCGGCGGCAGCAUCUACUGUGCCACCAAGGCCGCAGUCCGCUCUUUCACAGAUGCGCUCCGCAAGGAACUCAUCGCGACCAGAAUCCGUGUCAUUGAGAUUGACCCCGGUCAGGUUGAGACAGAAUUCUCCGUUGUGCGCUUCUAUGGAGACCAGUCCAAGGCCGAUGCCGUCUACAAGGGUGUUGAGCCAUUAACUGGUGAUGAUAUCGCGGAGGUGGUUGUGUUCGCCGCCAGCCGUCGUGAAAACGUGGUCAUCGCGGAUACCCUGAUCUUCCCUAGCCACCAGGCUGGUGCUGGGACCAUGCAUCGCAAGGCCUAA
This is a messenger RNA of Penicillium brevicompactum, 945 nucleotides long. RefSeq names its product SDR family oxidoreductase. The record is from RefSeq and is a predicted model, not a curated record. Lineage: Eukaryota; Fungi; Ascomycota; Eurotiomycetes; Eurotiales; Aspergillaceae. Gene Ontology annotation, cellular component: cytosol. The transcript is spliced from 5 exons. The coding region runs from base 1 to 945 and encodes 314 amino acids. Gene Ontology annotation, molecular function: oxidoreductase activity.